AUGUCCUCAGAUUUCCGCUUCCAGCUUAUGUGCGUGCUGGCUGGCGCGCUGGUGAUCAUUGCAUUUGUCUUUGUCCGGCGCUUCUUCAUCCGCCGUCAGCUCACACUCCGCUAUGGUUGUAAACCACUGGCGAGAUCCUUCAAUAAGGAGCCUUUCUUGGGCCUCGACGUUAUCCCUGUGAUCAUCCGUGAUCUCCGACAGCAUAAGGUUCUUGAAGCGAGCUGCGAGCGCUUUCGUACCUAUGGAAGCACAUUCGCUGUCAAGGAGCUCUUCCAUCAUUUGAUCUUAACCACGGAGCCCCAAAAUAUCAAAACUGUCCUGUCAACCAGUUUCAAGGACUAUGGCGUCGGCUACCGCCUUCAAGCAUUCAAGCCUCUAUUGGGUGCUGGAAUCUUUGAUACCGAUGGCGACCACUGGGCCUCCUCACGGGCCCUCCUGAGGCCCAACUUUACCCGUGACCAGGUCGCAGACCUGACCUCGUUUGAGAAUCUGAUCCAGGACCUCUUCUCAUUGCUUCCGCGUGACGGACAGACCGUAGUGGACUUGCAGGAUCUCUUUUUCCGCUACACCAUUGAUUCCGCGACCGAGUUCCUGUUCGGACAGUCUGUCGGCAGUCUGAAGAAGAUGGAAUCGGAGCUCAAUUUUGCUCAGGCAUUCAAUGAUGCACAGAACGCAAUCAUAUUGAGAGCUACUUUGGGUCCCUUGAACCUGUUUUACCACGACCGGCGAGCCGAGAGGAGCGAACGCAUCUGCCGAGACUUCGCCCAACAGUUUGUUGAGCAGGCACUCUACGCAGUCGAGUCCGGCAAGGAUGCCAUGGAGAAAAGACAACCUGAGACAGAGAGACAGAAGUAUAUCUUUUUACACCAAUUGGCAUGGCGCACCUCCGACAAGCGUCGUAUUCUGGACGAGCUUAUGAAUGUUCUGUUAGCUGGUCGUGAUACUACUGCAAGUCUGCUCAGCAAUCUGUUCUUCAUGUUGGCUAAGCAUCCGGCAAUUUGGGAUAAAGUGCGCAGAGAUAUAGCUGGACUACAAGGCCGGGUACCCACUUACGAGGACCUUCGCAGUCUGAAAUAUGUCCAGUGCUGCAUCAAUGAAUCGCUACGUCUCCAUCCAGUGGUUCCGCGAAACCAACGUGAGGCUGUACGAGAUACUGUGCUUCCAGUUGGAGGAGGCAAGGAUGGCCUCUCGCCCGUGUUUGUGCCAAAGGGCACUCGAGUGUGCUAUAACAUAUAUGCCAUGCAUCGACGCAGCGACUUCUACGGACCAGACGCUGACACAUUCCGUCCGGAGCGUUGGGAGACUGGACGGUUGCAGCCACGCUGGGAGUAUUUACCGUUCAAUGGCGGUCCACGAAUCUGCCUCGGCCAGCAAUAUGCACUGAUUGAAGUUGCCUAUGUUGUGGUUCGCAUGGCUCAGGAGUUCAGAGUCUUGGAGAGUCGUGACCCAGGACCGUGGGAGGAGUCGUUGUCUUUGACUCUGUGCUCCCGCAAUGGAACGAAGGUGUCACUUACUCCAGCUUGA
This is a messenger RNA of Fonsecaea multimorphosa CBS 102226, 1524 nucleotides long. RefSeq lists its product as uncharacterized. Bases 1 to 1524 code for a protein of 507 amino acids. The transcript is spliced from 2 exons. Gene Ontology annotation, molecular function: iron ion binding; heme binding; oxidoreductase activity, acting on paired donors, with incorporation or reduction of molecular oxygen, reduced flavin or flavoprotein as one donor, and incorporation of one atom of oxygen. The record is from RefSeq and is a predicted model, not a curated record. NCBI's taxonomy places the organism in Eukaryota, Fungi, Ascomycota, Eurotiomycetes, Chaetothyriales, Herpotrichiellaceae.